AAAAAUCAGGUGUAUAUCCAUCCGGAAGCAGAGAGGUGCAGACUAAAUGGAUCUAAAGACGGCAGUCUUCAAUGCAGCUCGUGAUGGCAAGCUGCGGCUCCUUUCCAAGCUACUGGCAAGCAAAACAAGGGAAGAGGUGGCCCAGCUGAUGUCAGAGAAAACCAAUGGUGCCACACCACUUCUGAUGGCAGCCCGYUAUGGUCACCUCGACAUGGUGGAAUACUUGUUGGACCAUUGCUCUGCAUCGAUUGAGGUUGGUGGCUCAGUGAAUUUUGAUGGUGAGACCAUCGAGGGGGCUCCGCCGUUGUGGGCAGCAUCGGCCGCCGGCCACUUGAAGGUUGUUCAGUGUCUGUUGGAUCAUGGUGCGUCUGUCAACAAUACAACCCUGACUAAUUCAACACCGCUUAGAGCUGCCUGUUUUGAUGGUCACCUGGAAAUAGUUAAAUACCUUGUGGAACACAAAGCAGACCUGGAAGUAUCAAACCGUCACGGGCAUACGUGCUUGAUGAUCUCAUGUUACAAAGGCCACAAAGAAAUUGCUCAGUAUUUACUUGAAAAAGGAGCUGAUGUUAACAGAAAAAGUGUUAAAGGAAAUACAGCAUUACAUGACUGUGCAGAAUCUGGAAGUUUGGAGAUCAUGAAGAUGCUUCUCAAGUAUUGUGCUAAAAUGGAAAAGGAUGGUUAUGGAAUGACUCCCCUUCUGUCAGCCAGUGUGACGGGCCACACAAAUAUCGUGGACUUUCUGACCCAGCAUGUACAGACUAGUAAGGCUGAGCGCAUAAAUGCCCUGGAACUUCUGGGAGCAACAUUUGUGGACAAAAAGAGAGAUCUGCUUGGUGCUUUGAAAUACUGGAAGAGAGCUAUGGAAAUGAGAUACAGUGAUAGGACUAAUAUUCUCAGCAAACCUGUGCCACAAACACUGAUCAUGGCGUAUGAUUAUGCUAAAGAGGUAAACAGCUCGGAAGAGCUAGAAAAUCUAAUUGCAGACCCAGAUGAAAUGAGAAUGCAAGCAUUAUUAAUUAGAGAACGUAUUCUUGGCCCGUCUCACCCAGACACAUCCUACUAUAUCAGAUACAGAGGUGCUGUGUAUGCAGACUCUGGAAACUUCAAGCGUUGCAUCAACUUAUGGAAGUAUGCUUUGGACAUGCAGCAGAGCAAUCUUGAUCCACUGAGCCCUAUGACAGCCAGCAGUUUGCUAUCAUUUGCUGAACUUUUCUCAUUCAUGCUUCAGGAUAGGGCAAAAGGCCUGCUAGGCACUACUGUCACAUUUGAUGAUCUAAUGGGUAUACUGUGCAAAAGCGUUCUUGAAAUAGAACGGGCCAUGAAACAAACCCAGUGUCUUCCUGAUCCAGUACAGCUGAACAAAGCCCUUUCCAUCAUUUUGCAUUUAAUUUGCUUGUUGGAGAAAGUACCUUGCAGCUCAGAACAGGAGCAUUUUAAGAAACAAACUAUUUACAAGUUUCUUAAGCUUCAGCCUAGAGGAAAGAAUAACUUCAGUCCACUUCAUCUUGCUGUUGACAAUAAUACUACAUGUGUUGGUCGCUACCCAGUUUGUAAAUUCCCCUCUCUACAAGUUACUGCUAUCCUGGUGGAAUGUGGUGCUGAUGUAAAUGUCAGAGACUCUGAUAACAAUAGUCCAUUGCACAUUGCUGCACUGAACAACCAUCCAGACAUCAUGAAUCUUCUUAUCAAGUCAGGUUCACAUUUUGAUGCUACAAACUCACGUAAACAAACUGCUAGUGACUUGCUGGAUGAGAAGGAAAUAGCCAAAAAUUUAAUCCAGCCCAUAAAUCAUACCACUUUGCAGUGUCUUGCUGCUCGUGUAAUAGUGAAUCAUAACAUACCUUACGCAGGGCAUAUCCCUGAAAAACUAGAGAACUUUGUUUUGCUCCAUAGAUGAUAGUGUGGUGUCUCAGAGUACUGUUUUUGAAGCACGAAUGGUGAUAUUUUCCUUGAGCACUGUUGUGAUACACCAGCGUUCCCUUAGCUUGCUCCAUUUUGCUCUCAUUGGCUUGUGUUGUCAGAUCUGCAGAGUUGAUUACCCAGUAUUUAAUAUGAAUAUGCCAUAUAAUAUAUUUUGUGGAUUAUUUAGAAAUGUAAUGCCAUAUUUAGACUUCUUAAAUUGUCUGCCAAAGGCUUGUCUUUUCUGGUCUUAUUUGCCUGUUGAGUAUUGGGGAUUGAGUUGAUUAUUUUCCACUGAUGUCUUUUUACUAUAACUGUUAUGUGGAUUUUAUACAGUUGGAAGGUCGUCCUUUUUUGGUUUGGCUUGAGCAUUUCUACUCCUGCUCUCUUCUUUUUGUAUGGACUCAUUGCUAAACUGUGCAAGUUGUAUGGACUUGUUAACAUUUGCAACUACCAUAAGUGCUUUUAUCUUCUCUAUGCACUGGCUUAAACAUGACUGUUGUGUGUGAGCAUAUUUCUAUGCAGCACUUGGCCAAUUUCAACUUAAAUGCCAAUCUUGUUUUGCAGUUUGUUUGGAGCUCUCUUGAAAAUGCUUUCUUCAUAGCAUGAAGAAUUUUGGAGUUACUUAUCAGCUCUCCAAACUUGGGUUUGACUUUUUUGACUGCUGUGACUGCUUCCAUUUUGAUCCUCUGGAAAUUUGUCCUAAAUUUGGGAGAAGAAAAUCUUGCUUUUUCUGAUUGUAGUCCACUUGAACUUUAAAUCUGAAAAUUGUUCUGUUGCAUCAUGCAGCUGGGGGAAGAGUCCUCAUUAUGUACAACUGACACCUUCCCUUUUGCACUAACGUCUUGCUUGUACUGGUUAUGUGACUACAUGUGAAGUUUGCUCAAAGUUUAACCUCAAACRUUAAUGAUACACUUGUAAGGAGAAAUAGAUCAAAUAUAUGCUCUGCUUCAAAAUCUGCAAAUCAGCUUUAGCUGCAAAAGAAAACUAAAGCAUGUUGAUGGCAUGGUGUUUAUCAGUCCAGAUCUAGACAUCAUCUAGUAUAGUAAGUGGCUGUCUGCCAGGGUAUUGAAAGUUCUAUAUCCUUUUUUCUUAGUUUUAAGUAUCUUUAUAAAUACUUGCAUGGCUUCUUCAUCUCUGCUGUGUCAGUUGUACUUAACAAAAGCGGAAGUUCUGUUGUGUAUAUAGCUCCUAAUUAAAGUACCUAUUUUUAUAAUAUUUGCACAACAGCAUAGCUUUUAYAACAGAAAGGGCUCUUCUGACUUGAUAAGAAGUCUAUAAAUGGAGAUCAUAAAUGUGAGUGUGAUUCAGGUAAUUAAUAUAAUUCAGCACUUUACUGUUGAUUAAUAGUAGGAUAUAUUAUGGCACAUUAGGCCUACACACGUCUUAAAGUGAAAUGAAUUUCUGUUGGAUAGGAUACAGUUUACUUGCAAAUUUAGUGAUCUAGCAUUUAGGUAUUUUUGACUUARUGUUUCAUCUCAGUGGUGAGCAGUAAGUGUACCUAAGGAGUUMUUGCUCCAGAAAUUCAGCAGUUUGUUUUAUGCCUUUGUCAGAGAUAAAAGAUMUCUAGAAUCCAAAUUAAUUAGGUUAGGAGGGUCUUCUUAGUACUUUAACCUUUAAGUUGAUGUGGGAACAUUUUUGGCUAUUGUGAUUGAGAUUGAGGAUGAACAUUUCUUGGGAUUCAUAAAAAUAGCCCUUCCUGAUUUUUGGUCUGUUUUGGCAUUCCUGCCAGUGUAUAUCAUGGUGCCUACUAGCUUAGCCAUUCUUGCAAAAAAAUAUGGGGAUGUUUUUUUAGCAAAGAUAUGUUGAAAGCAGCUGUUUGUGUGUUGUGACUACCAGACUUGCUAUUUUGAAGUGAUUUUCAUCUGUUUGUCCCUUGCCAUGUCUACGUUUAUAUAAWAUUACAAGAAUCAUAGAAUCAUGUAGGUUGGAAAAGAUCCUUAAGAUCAUUGAGUCCAACCCUUAACCCAGCACUGCCAAGUCCAGCACUAAACCAUGUCCUUAAGUGCCGCCUCUACACAUCAUUCAAAUACCUCCAGUGAUGGUGAUUCAGCUGCUUCUCUGGGCAGCCUGCUGUAAUGUUUAACCUCUCUUUUCCAUAAAAAAGCUUUUCCUAAUAUCCAAUCUAUACCUCCCCUGGUUCAACCUGAGGCCAUUUCUCCUUGUUGUAUCACUUGUUCCUCAGGAGAAGAGGCCAAUCCCCACCUUGCCACAACCUGUUUUCAAGUAGCUGUAGAGAGUGGUAAGUUCUCUGAACCUCCUUUCUCCAGGCUGAACAACCCGAACUCCCUCAGCUGCUCCUCACAGGACUUGUGCUCCAAACCCUUCCCCAGCUCUGUUGCCCUUUUCUGGACAUGCUCCAGCCCCUCGAUGUCUUUCUUGUUGUGAGGAGCCCAUAGUUGAACGCAGGACUUGAGGCACGGCCUCACUGGUGCCCAGUACAGGGAGAAAAUCACUGCCCUGCUGCUGCUGGCCACACUAGUAGUGAUACAGGCCAGGAUGCAGCUUUUUCUUGCAUCAUACAAGACUAAACGCCAGUCAAUUGACUGAACUGCUGUGGUUUGUAAUGCUUAAGAUGCAUGCCACUCAGCUUGUCAUUUGUGACAACAUGUAGUUUGGGUUUGGAAUUUAUGUAUUUUAAUGCUUUUCUGCUACUCUGUAAUUAGAGAUAAGCAGCAACAUACCAUGCUAGAAAUAGAUUAUACAUCAAGUCAUAAAAAUAAUUAUUUUUGUUUUGGUCACAGAGAAAGGGAUUUUUAGAGUUUUUUUAUCUUUGAAUCUGUUCUUCUCUUCAGUUGUUUUAGUUUAAAUUUGUGGCUUUAUAACUGGCAAAUAAUCCUGUUUAAAAUUAGUUGGAUAUUAUAAGUUGGUUGUUCAGCCUGGAGAGGAGAAGGCUCCAGGAAGACCUUAUAGAACCUUCUAGUACUUAAAGGGGGCUACAAAAGAGCUGGAGAGGGAUUUACUUGCAAGGGAUGAAAGGACAAGAGGCAAUGGCUUUAAACUGCAAAGGGAUGGAUUUAGCUUAGAUAUAAGGAAGAAAUUGUUAUAUCUGAGGKGGUGAGGCACUGGCACAAGUUGUCCAGAAGAGUUAGGGAUGCACCUUCCCUGGAGGUGUUCAAGGCCAGGUUGGAUGGGGCUCUGAGCAACCUGGUCCAGUGGAAGGUGUCCUGCCCAUGGCAGAGGAGUAGGAGCUAGAUUAUCUUUAAGGAUCCUUCCAACCCAAAUCACUCUGUGACUAAUGAUCAUUAGUCCAGAAAUAUAAUGUAAAAAUUCUUAAUUAUUAGCAAAUUUUUCUAAUGGAAAGCAUUCCCAGAAGUGAAAGCAUACCACGGAAUCUAUGUAAAUCUAGUGAAUAUGGCUACAAGAAAGGCUUACUGUGUUAGCUGCUCUUYAGAAACAAACCAGUCUAUUAGUACAUGCUGUUUUGCUGCAUGUGUUUCUGUCCAAAUAUCUACUGAUGUGUUUCAGUCCGAAAGACUUACGACCUCCAUGCUGAAUUUAAUUUUUCAUGGUCAUGAGGCUCUCUGCUGAAGAGAAUACUUAUCUUGCCGGAUAACUUGGGCUAAAGUGUCCUGGCGGAUGAGUUCAUGCAUUUAUGGCCACUUUGCAUUUAGACCUGUGUAUUUACACUACUCUGUUUUAUUUACCKAAAUUUUAAUUUUGUAGUAUUAUUAAUUCAUUCUAUUGUCAUUUUUCUUUUCUCUUCCUAUUUGGCCUUUUUUUUUCUGAUGAAACGUACUGCUUAUGAGCUACUGACACAGAAAAAUGCUGAGAACACUGCAGAAAUAAUUGUAUGCCCUGCAGGGGUGAAGCAGGUUUUUGAUUGUCAAACAACUUACAGGUAUGACUCCCUAGAGAUCAGCAAUUGAUACUUCCUCCUUGCUGAGACCUCUUAAGUUACAUUUUUUUGGGGAAAGCGAAAAAUCCGUAAAGCAGCUUUUCUUCUAAUCGUCAACUUCAACUAGGUUACUUCAACAAGGAAGAUGAAAAAUAUUCUCAUUGAAAAAAAUUCUAAAAUUAUAUUCCUAUUUUUGUAUCACUUAGGCUGGUAACAAGUUUCCAGCUGUCUGCAGUGUCUCUGUUGUAUUUGUUAAGUGCAGUGUAAAGACACUUUCUGAAAUGCAAGGCAACAGUGUGGUUAGUUUUCCAUGUAUACUUCACAGCAGUCCUGGAAAGGAAGUAGUUCCAUGUAUUUCCUAAGUCCGCAAAGAGCUGUCUUUUAACAACUGUUUUGCAACUUGUUAAAAUUAAUCUCUUYCUAUUUUUACAAGCACUACUUUAAAGAGAGGAAUACAGUGCUACAGCAAAAUCCUUUAAGGAGGAUUUGUAAGAAGAUAAAAACCUUUUGAGAAAAAGUGUGCCUCUCAGUUUUGUAUCAGCCGCAAGUGGCGGGAUAUGGCUGCUCUUGAAAUAGCUUUCUCGGGCUUUGAAAUAUAGAGUGGAAUGACUGUUAUACUCUAAAACAUUGAAAAGCAUGAAAAAGUAGAUUAAACACUAAUUUUACCUUCUCUGACGACAGUGAAGCCAACAGGUAUUUAACACUUAAAAGUAAUUUUGGUAAAGUCGAAGAGAGACAUACUAGACUGCUCAUAUUUCUUGGCUUUGAGUGUAAAAGUAACUGUUGAGCCCUCAGUGAGGGCCGAGCAAAAAGCUGUUGUUGGUUUGGUUUUAACUAACAUUGUAUUUGUGUUCCAUUCUAUUGCAAAGACUUCCUAUGCAGGGCUAGCUCCAUGUAUGGAAAUGUUGCAGUUUCUUUUUAUGUGAAGUAAUUUAGCUUUAACAGUAAUGUAAAAGAGGAAUAACAAGCAUACUUCUCUGCUCUUACUCUCUUUUGGCUCCAAAUGCAGAUUACAUUAAAAAUAUGUUUUGGAGAACAUCUGUCCGAGUGURUAUAUCUGUUUUCUCUAGGAUACUGCAGUACUGGUUGGUAAUGUAAAUGUUGCAGUUUUGACCCUCAUGUCACUAAGCAUUGUACCUUAAGCAAAAGGUCAUGUUUCAUGCUAUUCCUUUCUGUGAAUGGUGGUCUUGUAAAGCCUUUAAAUUUUGGUGGUGGCUAAUAGUAAAGUAAAGGCUUAAACUGAAUGAUACAUGAGACCUURUUUUCCCACUUUCUAGAAAAUGCAGUUAGUCAUACUCUUAACUGGGUGGAAACAUAGUACUUUCAGUUUGUGACCUAGAAGUAGAUGGCAGUGCCUUGUGAGAACUAAGCAGUAGACAGUUUUCAAGAAAAGUUGGACAAAUUAAUUUUCUUCUUCASGCUUUUAAAGGAUCUUCUGUAUUGCAUGAACAAUUUGAAAAACRGAGGAAUAGAAUAUUUCAAGGGUGAGAGAAGCAUAAGAUUCUUAUUAGAGACAGGACAGCUAGAGAACUGAAGACUUCGAAGAGCGUUGCCACUGUAAUACCUGGAAUACACUGGAAUACCAUCAUAGUUAGACACAGUAGUCACAAUCCUCUUCUAUAAGGAAACGUACAUUUCAGAGAGCUGGAACUUUAGAUUAGGCCUGAUCAGUAACAGCAGCAUCAAAAGAGRUAGUGUUCUGGAUGAGAAAAACUGCUCCAGAGCUUUCACAGUAAGAUAAUUGUCACACAGAUGGCUUUAGUGAAUGGAAUGUAGAUUCUCUUAAUUAGGAAAGGGAAAAACUGAAAAGGAUCAUUUACACCAUUAUUCAUCCCUCUGCAGUUGCAGAUGAUGGAGGAUAUCUGCUGUUACCUAAGCUAUGUAACCAUGCAAAAGUGCUUCUUGGCAGUAGCAAAUACCAGCUGGCGGUUGAAGACCAAAACGCAGUGUACAUUGUAGCACCGGAUUAGGGCAAAAGAAACCAAGUGUCUGGUGUGUUACUUUAGAAAGGCAGUACUUCUGUUUGUUUCUUCCAUAAUAUCCAGAGGGCCAAAUCCACAGCAGAAGGCCCUUCUCCCUCACACGAAAGUCUUAUCUUGCAACUGAUCUCCAACAUUCAGAAAAAUUGAGAGGAGGCUAUACUCAGCACUUAUGGACAAGUGUUGAAUUAUGCACACAGCGAAAAAUUACUUUCUGCUUCAUAUAAGUGCCUGUAAGAAGCCAGUGAGUGAGACCAUGUAAAUUAUGAAAAUUAUGUCCACAUCUCCCRUCAGAUCAUAAGAUGAUCAUAAGACAUGAUUUGGGUUUCUCUGUGAACUUCAAAGGGCUGCUUCUAUCAUAUCUCCUGGAGAUUUAUCAAGUCAUAAAUUCCUUACGAAAAUUUCUCCACAGAAUGUUACUUGGAAGGCCCAUAUCUCAAUAAUUAGGAACCUAAUUCCCUUUUAAAAUGCGUGUUUUCAUGGCUUUGUCUGUGUGAUCUUCUCAUAGUUUCAGCACUUGUGUGUCCAGAGAGAGUUGUCCUCUCUCAGCCUUCAUGUGGUUAGACUAAACAACCAACCAAAAGAACCCCCAAGCUGUAAGAAUGAGCAAAACCCAGAAUAAUCCAGAGUCAAAUAAGCUGCCAGAAUGGCUCGAUUUUCUGUCUUCCCCUCUUUUGAUUGUAUGCUACCAAAAAAAACCACAGGAUUCACUGAUUUGCCAAAUACUUUUUGCUGCUGAACCUGCAAUUUAAAUUGCCAAUUCUUUCCUUUUUAUUAUGRGAGUGAUUUUUUGCAGUAAACAGUUGAUUGUUUUCUCUUCAGAUUCUGUAGCUUGUAUUGUCCUAUUCUAAUAUUCUAGGUGCCUGGAUGUCGUUCCAUUCACACAUAGYAUUAUCCUAACUGGAAUGUGAAGCAAAAAGUUCAGUGAAUGAGCCAGAUUUGGAUUAUUUUGGUUUCCAUCCCAUAGUUUCACAUUAAUAAGUUGCUUUUUCCUCCUUUUCAUUCUUUUUGCAUGUGUGGCUAUUUGGCUGGCGCUGUACUUUUAAUUSGCUACCCUUUAAGAUGGGGUCCUCCUAAGAUGAUUGUGCUCUUUGUGGUUUUCUGGCUAAGAGAAACACAUCCCUGCUUUAUCAUCCAUUGUUUUCCCAUAGUGCAUGAAGUGGAAACUUCAGGGAGUUAAGAACCAAAAGAAACAAGCAAAACAUCCUGAAAACAAAACCUUGACAACAAAAAGCCCAAACCUUGACAACAAAAAGCCCAAACAACCAAAUAAACAAUUGCCAACAAAACCCUCCAAAUGAGAAAACAGGACAUACUGUAAAACAACAAAAUAUGCUGUGUGAGGCAGGUGCCCCAUGAAUUGCUGCAUGAGGAGCGUGGAUGCUGGUCCCACCUUGCCGUAACCUUAGGGCCAGACAGUGCUUAGUUCUAUGAGAAGGCUGGUCCGUGAAGAGUGCACCCACCCCAGCACUGCUGUUCAGAUCAGGGAUGUAUUUUGCAAGUCUSCCCAUUGUCCAUCCUUUGCUUGUUUGGGUUCAUGUCACUGAAUUUUCUUAGUGCACAAUUUGGGUUACUUUUGAAUGCACCUGAACUUGAAGAAGUGCUCCAAAACCUCACCUAACAGGCUUUAACCACAAAUGGGUGUCCCGUUCCACUUCAGUUGUUCUGAAAUAACCCCUUCUCGCAUUYCUCCUCCCACACAAUGUCACAGACUUUUGAUCAUUGGUAUCAACUCCUCCAUGCUACAGAUCUCCUUUCUAAUACAAGUGUAACUGUAGUUUUCAGUUUCUCUUCUGAUGUUAAACUUGAGUUGACACAUACAUUGGCUUAUUUUGCCUCUUGCUUAUAGGUGGUUACUGCCUGUCCAGCGUAACAUCCCAUAACCUGUGUUCUGCUUUGAGUUGGGUUAUAAAAAUGAGAUAAUGUAGUAGAUUGCUAUGGGGGAUCUACCACAUCAUUAACGGCUGGAAAAUGAGUCAGUCGUGUCGCAUGUAUUGCUGAUACUUCCUCCUGACAGCAUGACUGACCUUAGUACAAAGUCCUGUUGAUGUGGAGUAAAGAACUAUUUGCUCCAUUAUACAAAACAGAAACUAAGACACUGACUCAGUGACCUCUUAAAAUGACCACAGGAGAUAUGGGUUGUAGCAAGGACAGGGUUCAGAUCAUCUGGCUCCAAGGACUUUAAUUUUGAGCUGCUCCGGGUAUGGUUUGAUACUGGUGAUUUCAUGAUGAAGACUCUGCAAUAAAACAAAACAAAACCACCAAGAAUUUCAUAGGGAAAUCAGGCUAAUGUUAUCACACAGUUUUAAUGUACAUAUCUCUCCUUCCUCUCCCUCAGUCAUUUUUGAGCAUGUUAGGCCAGUUUAAUAAACUCAACAGAAACAGAGCAGCCUGUGUGUCUCUGUAACUUACUUGAGAGCACCAGAGUGAGCAGAUGGCAGAGUCUGUACUAACAGUUCCCACUGAUGAAGAGAAUUUGGCAGGAGCUUGACUUUACUAGGCAUGAGAGAAGCCACACAGGAAUUAGAAUACUUAGGACCAUGAAAAAGUCUCUGAUCACAGCCCAGGCUUUACUAGAGAGCAGCAGAUCUAGUCACUGUACRGGAUUUGCCAUACUUUCAUUGCAUCAUAUACAGUCCCUGCACGUCUUCAUAAAGGUUUAUCCUGGUUUGAAGUGUGAUCUCUCUCACUAGGCACUCAAUGUCCUGAGUUUGCUGUAAUGGCACAGAUUGUAAAUGAAAAUUGGCCAAGCUGCAAAAACAUGAGAAACUUUAGGACCUUCUAUGGCUGUGUACUGACUAUUUUACUAUACAUGCCAAAAUGGUCUUCAGUGAAUUCUGUUGAAUAGUUAUUACUGCCUGCUAAGAAAAGGAGGCUGAGGGAAACCAUAACUCCCAGUUCAUCUAUAAGAGUUCUGACYUUGUUUACAUCAUGAUUUCUGUUGACCUUGGUACAAGUAAUGAGCAAAACCAGACUCCAUGAUCACCCUUUUUCAAAAUCCUUAAUUUCAGUUCUCAAAUAUGGAAACUGUUGUAUUAAAAAUCAUGACAUAAAAUCUGUAAGAGACAACGUAUAUGGUGAAGAACAGUUCUGUGGAAAAGGGAUUUGGCACUUUUCUGCCAAGCCUCCAGUGAGAAUUUAACUGAGAUCCCUGCUUCUGAUCAUGCCUUGUCUUAAUUUCCCAGCUCAUGAAUUCUUUGUGCAGCAGUGUUUCUCCAGCUGUGGUGCCUUGUUUUCAUGCCCCUCUGAGAACAUGGUGACUGGCCCCAGCUGCCCUUGYCUUGUGCUGUCACUGAGAGCAGCUGCUGAACCAGUCAGCCCCACUCUGACAGUGAUACCUGGGAAAGUCCAGUGCUGGUGAUACAUAGUGGCAGCUAUUUAAAAUAAAAACCAAAACUAAAUGCUCAGAUUUCCAUGCGUCCUCUCUGACCCUUUCUAGAUGUGUCAUCAUUGCUUCUCAUUGUGUUCUCUGCUCUUUUCUUCCUUUUACUGUUCCCAGUUCCUCCUUGGAGCUUGUUAUUUUGUACUGUUCCUCUGCUGCCAUUGUGGCUGAGUCAAGCCUGCAUUGAAAUGGGAAGAUUUGGCACUUGCUAUGCCUUAUGCAGCUUGUGCUGUUCAUAAGCUGUGCCAUUUCGGAAGUGGAAAGGCUGAAAGAAAUGCAGGAUUCAGCUUGCUUGUCCUUCCUUCAUCUGUCUGGUUCAUAAGCAAGGAGAGGGUGUUUAUCCUCAUGUCAUGGUUUAACUCCAGCCAGCAGCCAAGCCCCAGGCAGCUGCUCACUCACUCCCCCACCAGUGGGAUCAUGGAGAGAAUGGGAAGCUAAAAGCYAGAAAAGUCAUGGAUUGAGGUAUAGACAGCUUUAUAGGGAAAGCAAAAGCCACACAUGUAAGCAAAACAAAACAAGGAAUUAAUUCACUGCUUCACAGGGCAGGCAGGAGUUCAGCCAUCUCCAGGAGAGCAGGGCCCCAUCACAUGCAAUGGUGAUUUGAGACAACAAACACCAUCACUCCUGUUUUUCCUCCCCCACCAGCUUCCUCCUUCUUUACCCCAGCUUUAUGUCCUGAGCAUGAUAUCACAUGGAACAUACCUUUGGCCAGCUGAUGUCACCUGUCCCACCUGUGUCUCCUCCCAACCUCCUGUGCACCCCSAAUUUCCUCACCAGUGCGGAAGUACAAAAAGCAGAAGAGGCCUUGGCUCUGUGUGAGCCCUGCUCAGCAAUAACAAAAACAUCUSUGUACUGUCAACCCUGUGUUCAGCUCAAAUCCAGCCCCAUACUCAUCACUCAAGAAAAAUCUACCCCAGCUGAAACCAGUGCACCUCCUCAUUAAUAUGAAAUACAGGCUUUGUAAAUCACCCUACACAGUUGUUUUGUUUCACCUGAGGUUGCAGAUAUACUCUGCAUGUAUUACUGUUAAAGAUUCCAUAAGCAGAUCUCAUCCUAGAAUCAGUAACACCGGAUUUCCUCCCAUGCGGAAGGUACUUGAGAAGCUUUGUGCCUGUUAAAAUACCUGUUCUGUUUUCUAACAUGCAAAGAAAGAGCUUUUUGCUCUUUCUGCCUUAAAAAAAGUGGCAUUCUCCCAGUGUCUUUUCGGGUCCCACUGUUUUGUCCAUUGGAUCCCUGCUUUAUGACUCUUGGCCUUCUGUGCUGUAGGAAUAUGUAGUAGUAUUAGGAAUGUGACAAUUCAUGUGUUUCUUCUGAAGAUGUUUAUUGACUCUCCAGAAAUGGAAAGUGCAUUAGAAUUGACUCUUACAGUAUGUUUGGUCUGGUUCUGUCUUACCAUUAACAAGGCAAGAGUCUACCUUAGAGUACCCCUGUUCACACCCAGGCAACUGAUAAUUUAGAUAAAAUUGUACCUUCCUGUACUUAGAGCAAAUAAUGCUAAAUGCAAAGACCUGGCUGAAGGCUUCUUGGAAUAGUAGGCAAAGAAAAAUCUAAUCUUGCACUGACAGAGGAUUGUGUUUUGCAGCAGAAGAGGAAGAAAGGCCAGAAGGGGUCUUACAUAAGGCAGAGGAUGUAGUAGCUAGCUGGACUUUACCAGGCUAUAUGUAAAUUAAUGGUACCACAGAGAGUGUCUGUCACCCCUGCAUUCACCAUCUCCUCAGCAGUUUUUCUGUCUUGCAUGAUGGGCAAAGGUUUGAGGUCAUUCCUUUUGCAGYGAGUGUGAGCGAUGAGGCUGAAGAAAGCACAUCCUGCUCUUGCAGGAUACAAGAGGUGGUGGUGAUGCAACAGGGAUAGCAAUGGCUGCUGCUAGAAGUCCCUUUCACUGAAAAGUUCACUGARCACAGCAGCUGUCCCUCAGUCCUCCAGAACAGGAAGAAGUGAAUGAGCUGAUCUUGGCAGCCCCCUUCUGUGAAUUUUGCUGUGAUCUGGAGCUGGAUGACUUUACACACUGCUCUAAAAGCAGUAUGAAGACAACCUGGUGCUGUAUUGCUCUUUCCUAAUAAAUCCUCAAGCCCUGCUUCAUUCAGUCUUUGGCUGUGUGACAUUGAUCUUACACCAGAAGAAAACAGCCAAGAAGAAAAGUGAAAUAAGGACAUGCAGCUGCUGCAAAGCYAAGCUGAUUUAGCGGGCAAUAGUAAAUUUUAUUUGAGGGGUGAGAAGAUGCUGGAGCACGCAGUAAGAAAAUGAAGUACUGCUACUGCGAGGCACUAGACACCAAGCACUUACAGAGAGAACAGGGUCUGUGCUCACAUAUUGUGAACUGCCAGGCUUGAAAAGAAAUCUGAAAUAUCACCUCAGUAAUUUUAGCAGRGUUUUGUCCCAGAAAAGGAAACAUUAGUAGAAAUGUAGCUUUAUGUCUUUUCUAAGCAGUUAAGAUUUUGUGCGUAGUCAUAGAACUGUUCUCUGACAUGAUGCUAAAGAUUCCUUAAAUAUCCACUGUGAUUGAUGCAAAGUGACUGCAAUGUCUUCUGUAAAGAACUUCUCAACAGCAAGCACUCUACCUUCUAGGCGAAGUUGUCUACAUAGUCAACUGUUCAGCAAUCUGCUCAGCUGAAAAAAUGCUUUUGAAAWGAGGAAAUACUCCAUGAAACACAGAAAAUAAAUGUUUUAAGCAUUAUGUAAAAGCAUGAAACCUAAAAAAGCACCUCGGUUCUAAAUAAGUUCCUGUUCAAAAGAGAAAUUUCAGAAGGUAGAUACRUAUGUACAUAUUUUCUUUUAUUUGGGAAAUCUUUCUAUUCACAACUAAAACAUUUUUUCUGUGAAAAUUGGAUAAAGAACUCUAAAAGAAAWAGGUUAAGUAAUAUUGUUUAGGUCUUUUGUUACGCAUUCUCUGAAAGACAGCUGAUGAUGCUUCUUCCAAGCAGAGCUUACUUUUAUUCAAAUCAGUGAAAUAAUUUGCUUUCAUACAGAAGUGGGAUUUUUAAUUAAUAAAGGUAUCAGAAAGACAAAUCAAAAAACUUCAGAGAAUUUUUAGUCCCUAUUUCUACCCUGAGUAUUUGAACCAUACACGCUGCUGAAAGGUGCUUUGAAGAUCCUGGGCUUUGCACCUAGGCUUGAGCAGRUGUGUGUGAUGAACAAGAGUGUGAAAGAGGGUCAGACAUUCCAUCCCUGUCAACCAGGCAAGGCCCAGCAAGCAUGCCUACAUCAACACAUGUGUUUAUAGCUCAUGGCAUAAGUAUGCAUAUGCACGUGUAGCASAACASUGAGCUCACAGACAUGCACRUAGUUAAAGACAGAGAGCUGUGAUCCUUUAGUCAUUAACUGUGCUCUAAUGUGSCUCUUCAUUCRCCUUAAGUAGCAUAGACAAAGGGGAGUGACUCAAUCUCGAGGCCAGUUCAGAGGUACUGGAUAGUGAGACUAAGGCAUUAAGAAAACCAGAACUGUUGACAAACAUUGGUUUAUGGCUUGUGUGCCUUUAUGUGACACUGGCCUUGGGAAAAACAUGCGCUUGGACAAAGAYGUGCUGAGCAGGACACUAAUUUUUAUAGAUAUUACCAUAUUUUCUGUACUUAAUGGCAUAUGAUGCAAUGUAUAUAUGGAUAAGGAGACACGAUUUUUUUCUGGUUUGACAUGGUUAUGAAAAUGUGACAACCAAGUGUAGAAGAGAAGAAAAAUCCAAAACUGCCUUUGUUUCCUUUUGUUCUGUGAGCAUUUUACAAUUGUAAGCCUCCACAUACACUUCUGCCCUGUUGCCCCUACAGGUACUCUGGUAGGUAUUCACAGAACAUUUCACCUGAGGCUGCUCACUGAAUGGAAAGAAGAAGAAGAGUGUUUUCCAAUAGUGAUUAAACUAAGAUAUUUUUAAGAGUAACACCUACAGACUCAAGUUCUGUAGGAUUUAUUUUCUUACAAUCUUCUGUCAGUUGUUUUUUUUUCUUUCUCUAAAAGAGAGCUGCAACAAAACAACUAUGUUUUAACUCGAAAUAGUCAUACUAUCUGCAAAGUGGAAAUGUUGCUUGCUUGCUUGAGUAUCUCACUUGCAAAACGAUUUAACUAGGAACUCAUCUGAUUCUACACGGGAAUGAAGAUCGGCAAUAUGGUUGUGUUGCCUGCGGUGUCUGACAGAGGUCAAAGCUCAGUAAUUCAUCAUGCCCAGUGAGAUGCUACAAUAGAAGAGCAUUGUUCAGUUGGCAUUUAUCUUAGUAUGUAACUGAUAUUGCCAAAACAUGUCCCUAGAUGUGGUUUGUGCUGCAGAACAUGUGCUGGGAAGAGACACCUCUGCAGCAGUGCAAAUUGCAAGUGUGAAUUAUCAACAGAGGAAAGAACAGAAGCAGGAGGUUGCAGAGCUAACAGCUUUCCUCUUUGUUCCCUCCCUAACUCCUGACCUGUGUUUUUUAAAAUCAAAUGAGGAAUAUUAUUGUUUGUGGCUGUUAUGCUAGCAUUCAGGAGUGAACUGAUGGUAGACUUCUCAUGUUUACAGACGGCCUGAAGCUUUGGCAUUUGGAAGUAAGUUGUUUUCCAGCCUUCUUGCCAGGAUGACGAUGGUGAAAGCUCUCAAUGGCACAUAGCAUUAUUAGCUAUGCAAAUAGCAGCUAAAGCUCCUAGGAAAGACAAAGAAAUGUCAACAUUAUUGAUAGUAUUGCAUUGGCUCCCAAGACUUAGUGAAGUUUAGGAGGUAACCAUCACACUCCUUGUUUUUCCUGAUUCCUGCUGCCUCCCUCCUGGUGCUUUGGGCAUGCCCACACCAUGCAGUUGCCACAGCAAUCUGCACUUGGCUCACAUGCAAUCCCUCUACMGUGUUCCUUCAGAUUUCCUUCGGCUUGCACUGUUAAAGAUGAGCUGUGAGGGUAACAUCUCCCUUGGAAUUCUCCAGCUCCCUGGGAAUGGUAGCUUGGCUGCUUCCUUCUUCUCUUCUGGUACAGAAGUCACUGUUUUGCUGGUGGCAAUGUGUUUAUCCRCUAAAAUAGCCAUUUUGCUGCCCUUUGAGGUUGAGAGUCUUCUUUGGGAGGAAGUCUAAGUUGUGUUAAGGGCUUGCCAAUACAGGAAGUUUGUGCUGUCAAAACACUCAUGCAUACAGAGCUCUACAAGGCAGGCUGCUGAGACUCUCCCUGUUUGUCAAGAAUUCAAGGUAUUAAUGUUGUAAAGCACUGUGGAAUCAAAUUUGAUAGCUUUUCCCAACUAGAAUACGGACAGCAUUCAAAACUCUAACGAUGUAGCCUAACUGCUGAAGGGCAGAGGGGGAAAGAGACGCAGUGCCUUAGCAGAAGGGUAUCCUUCUGCCUUUUAUCAGUGGGAUUCCAUCAUAAAUCAGGUGGGGAACUUUAUGCUAGCUGUCUGGCUCAGGUCUCCUGGAAAGUUAAAAAUUUCCCAAGUCAAAAUGAGUAGGAAGCAGCUGGAUUGGCUUAUUUUCUAUAUUGCACUAUAUUGCACAUUGUGUAUGAGGUGUAUAAUGGAGAUAGUAAUAGCAUCACCAUGGACAUGAAAAAUGGGAGAAAUGUUUCUAACAGGAGCCUUCCUCUUCUCAGCCCCAAACCCUGUUCUUGUAAAGUGCUCAAGGGUGAGGCCAUGUGAUUUCUUUGCUCAUUUCUUGUUCCUGGGAAGAUUUAACAGCUACUGAAUUACUGGUGUUUUCACAUCUUAUCAAGCUACAAUAUGCUGAAAUGGGAUUAAAUUGUCCAUACGGAGAUAAGAGUUCACUGUGUACGCAGCUGUGCAAAAUGAAAUUUUGCCAGGCAUGUUAAGCCAUUUAAUAUUACAAAAUAAUUUCAUGGGCUACAGGGAACUUCUGAUUAAGCUAACUACAGUUGUGUUCUCAAACAUGUAUUUGAUGUYUCAAAACCUUUCAAAAAGGUAUUUCCAAUGCACUUUGGCAAAUAYCCGGGCUUGAUGUUCUCAUGCUUUUCAGCCAACUUUCAUUCUUGUUAUGCUGUUGAGAGCUCACAAAUCAGAGUGGGUUUGGAACAUUUUAGAUAUUUUAGAGUAUCACAGCCCAUCAAACCAGRCUGAUAUGUAAGUAUGUGCUCCUGCUCAUCUUCUUCCUGUGAGGAGCUUGACUGCUGUCAAGGAGACUGGAAAUGUGCUUCAUGUCUGACUCUCAGCCAAAUGCUAAGCACACAUAAGACACUGCAUUUUUUCUAGCUGUUAGUGUCRUUAAUUAGUCUUUCAYAGGAUACCACUCACKAGAUCAGGUUGUCCAGGCCACAUCAUCUGUUUGGAUUUGUGCUUUUCUCCCCCUGAUAUUAAUUUUAUAAAUCUGCAAACUGCAGGUUUCCUUCCUCCACAUUUUUUGGUUAUCCAUAGUGGUCUCAUUUCUCUUGUGUUUUUUCAUUGCUGACCAUUCUUCAGCCACCAGAUGUAUUCCAAGUACCCUUGCCCUCACCUCUCAGAUUCUUCCUGCAUCUUCUAGUUCCUGUCUCUGAACAUCUUCUUCUGUGUAAUUUUUCUAUGUGGAUAGACAAGGGUGUAUACAAUUAUGCAGAAAAGCAAAGUUUACAGAAACAUAUGACAAAGUCAAAUAAUUAAAAAUUCAGUAAGGACUGGCUUCAGUUUCAUUCUCCAUUCCCACAUGCAUGUGGCUGAUCAAGCUGCUGAUAAUUACAUGAUCAAGUUAUUUUAUUCUCCAAACCUUUCCUUGUUCACCCAGGAUGUGAUUCUGGGUGUGAGUCUUUAAGGUCUGUGCAUUGAAGGAAGCUGUUUGCCAUUGCAGGAGGUGAGAUGUUUGUAGUAAAUGGGCCCAACAAUUGCAGGAAAAGCAAAAGGAUAACCUUGUGUUUAAGGGGACUGACCCCUGCCCUGGCCAUUUGGAUGACUCUGGUCCAGGAUUUUGGUGAUGCAAAGCAAGUGACUUCCACUUAAAAUUUCAAAGGCAUUUACAGUGGGGAUUUCACACUUUCCAAGUGCUUAUCUGCUUGAUAUCUGAGGCUGGAAACUCACUAUCUUCACAGAUAUAACUGAAGUAAGUAGAAAAGAUUUACUUUAAAUGUAUAAAGAAAUAUGUUUUCUAUAUUCCAUUAAGAAUUUUCUGUAUUCUUAAAAAAAUGGCUCCUUGAUGUUUCAAAUAAGAAAUCAAAAGCUUGAAAGAAAAUGUGGCACAGCCAGUGUAAGGCAAUAUUAGGAAUUUUUCUCAGCUCUAAAAUUAAAAGAAGGCCACAAUCAGAUAUGAUAGGCGUGCUACGAGGUCUCUAUUCAUUUUUGUUUUGUUGGGCUUGGGGUCUUUUAUGUUUUGUGGGUGACAGGCUGAGGCAAGAACAAGAUGUGAAUAUGGAUACCAAUGACUCUUAAGUUCACAUUCUUCUAGUGUCAUUCACUCUUGUUAAAGAUACUCUAAGUCUUAUUACAUAAAUCUGUUACUCAAUUAGUAUUUACUGACACUUUAGCUAAUUUUGGAGUUGAGUGUAAGGAGAGAUAUACCUGGGCCUUUCUUGUACUCCAGAGUCUGCACUCUCUGCCAUGCACUUCCAAUCUCCACAUAUAAACCUUGAGUGCAUCACAUAACCUCUAGCCAUGGAAUAUGAAGUAUGACCUUUUCAGGGCACAGCUCUUCCUCUAAAUGAGCAGAAUUUCAGUGCUUAGCCCCUAUUGUGGAUGUGUGGGGUAAUCUGACAAUGCAGGGCAACUUGUGUUUCUACUGGUGGCAAACACUCUCCCUCAGAUACUGCCAUGUGCAAACAUACUACUUGUUCAUGUGCAACUGAAUGGUGUAUUUUGAUAGUAAGUAUGUGAUACGCCAGGGAUGGACAAAUAAGAAAUAAAUGUAUCAGCUGCCAUGUGUCUGGGAAAGGUCGUGCUUUAUGGACACUUGCUUCUGCAGUCAGUCUGACGACUUGUACGUUCAAGUGUGAUUUAACCAGUGCUGGUGUGAGAUGAGUCAGAGAAGAUCGCACACAUGUUGCACGACUUCCUUAUAAAAAAGUGCUAACCAGCUGGAGUACGACAUCAAGCCUGUCAUUUCAGGACAGAAAUUUCAAGCAUGCAAGGAACAGGUGUUCCCCACAAAAUGCUGGACCCUUCAGGAAAGGCUGCUCUUUAAAUAUACAAGUGAAUGCRUUUGUUUUGGUAGCAGGUCACUAAGCAACCUGCACUGCACCAAGAAAAUACAAUCUCAGCAGUGCUUCUCAGUACAGUCAGUAUCUUUGCAUUGAAUCAUCAUCCCGUGAAUUAGCACUGACAGUAGCUGCAGGGCCUUGUCCACAGCAAAAUCUGUGGGCAAAAUCUGGGGCAGAUUCCCAGCUACACCAGUGAUUUCAAGUACUAAUUAAAAAGUAGGUAUGCAGGUUUAGAGUAAAGUGGUGUUUAAAUCUUAUGCAGUAUUGUCAGUUUUUCUAGGUAGCAUAGAAGUGAAUUAAUAGUUAUGAAAGUCUAUAAUCAAAUGUUGUGGUUUGGGCAUAGAAAUUGCCCUUACCUGUCUCUACUGUCAAAGAGCAAAAAUGGUUGCAAAAAUUUAGGGCAACUAAAUUGGCUGAAGGAAUGUUGGAGAGGCAAAAAUGGGCAAGAUCUUUUAGACAGAUCUUUUUAGAGUGUGUACACUUGGGUGUAUGUGAAAUACAAUGGUGCAUACCUCUGUGACUGAAACCCAAACAAACUACGUGGCCUCACCCAGUUGUUCCUCAGUAAACUCAUCCUCAUCACCUGUCAUACCUAACCAUGGCACUCAGUCAUAUGAAAUAUAGUUUAGUGAAGCAAACAAAUGGGUUGUCAUUAAGGAUAUACUUUUUUUUCCAGUUUCUUGUAGAGCUUUAUGUGACAUGUCCCSUAAAAUAAAUAUCUCCAUUGUGUCUAUGCUGGACAUUAGAGAGGUCUGUCUGCASAUUGGGACAGGACAUAGAGGCUGUMGUUACAGCUUGCCUAUCUUACAAACACCUUUAUGAUCAGUGAAACUUGCAGCUGGCUAAUCUACUGCACAGCUCAGUGCCAGACUGCAGGAGGAGACACAGGAACCCUUUGCUUUCCAUAGACAAGUUGCCUUCUUGGGAAACCAGAGGCUGUAGGGUGCUCUAGCAUGCUGUAGACUGCUGUAAUGCAGUCUAGGCCAUGCCCUUACUUUUGUUGAUAGAAAACUUGUUAAUUCUUCUAGAAAGCAAAGUAGUAAGAAGUGUGAGUGCUGCAUAAUACAAAUUUCUAGCUCUACUUUGCUGCUGGGAAUGAGCUAUCUCGGGGUCUGAUCUGAAUCAAGGAUAUAUGAGAAAAGGAGGGAGGGAGGAACCAUAACAUCGAAAAUUAUCCUAGKAAACCAGGUGACAAAGCAUUACACAGCCACUAAAUAGCACUUACACCAUAAAACAAACUCUCAUGAGUGGGAAGUCUGUGUGUUGGGACUGUUGGUAUGCCCAGUCAUGGCCUCGUGGUUUUCUUUUGUAACAGGAGGAGUGGCCUAUGUGUAAUCCUUCAUGCUGAAUUUACUAUUUCACUUCCUCUAUGUCACCACCUCAGUGUUGCCAUAGCAUCUUAGCGUGUCUGCAUUUUCUAAAAUGUAAGUUGCUGGAGCAUGAAGACAUCUAAAUGCGGAAGAUUUACUUGAUGUUCCCUGCUCCCUGUGAACAAUGGCAGGACACGAGCCCCAGUGAAGUGUGUGACUGAUGUGAAAUGAGGGUGAUGCUAAUCUUGUCCAAAAGCUUGUGAGGAAGCAUUGCCUUUUUCAUUUACAAAGAAUGCUGGUUUCAAAGGUUAGAAUCAGAUAUUAACUGGAAAUGACACAGCAGUUUGAUAAGAGAACUCCAGAAGGAUGAAUUUAUUAGAUAGACUGCUGUUUAUCUUGCAUUUACUUCAUUUCAGUAUUAUUUAAGACCAACUCUUAAAAUGUAUUUACUGCUCACCUUAUCUUCUAGCAUCACAGUCACAGCUUGWUGAGAAGGACUAACAUUUGUGGGAUGAUACAAGGGAUCAAAGAUUAUUAUAAAUGUCUUCUGACAGUGCAGCUGCUUGAUUAUGUCACCUGCCUCUCCCUCCUAYCAUCAUUAUAUUUAUAUCAGCUCUUUAGUUUAUGGGUCUAUACAUUUUUUAAUACCAAAUAUCUUAAUGCUGCCAACAGCCCACUUGACUCUAAUCUYUGUGGGUUGUGCCUCAGUUCAUUUGUCUGGUCAUGACUAAAUUGAUACUCAUCCUCAGAAGGAAAACAAAACAACUAACUCCAACAAAUAUAGAACACGGAGAGGUUUUUUUCUUUGCCCCCUUCUCUUUUCCCUAUCUCUCUCCCCUUUUAAAAUUCCCUUAAUUGUAAAAGCAUUUGGGAGCAAGAGUAGGGGAAAAAGACUCUUGUAUUGCUCUGGGCAGGCACACACUGCUUACAGCAUCACAUGGAAAGGGAAUUUAUCUCCCAGGCUGCCUGCCACUACAGACWGCUGGCCAAGCAGCAGCAGCGACUGAAGUGACUUGAUGGAAGAUCUGGAUGUCUCCUGCCUGCCUCCUGCUCGGCAGACAGGUCUGGUGGACCAGACUGCUCAGCUGGGUCUGUUUUGAGGGAGGUUGUUUAUUUGUGGAAAUCUCAAUGAGAGGAACUGCUGGUGUGCUCCUCUGGCAAGUGACCUGCAGUGGGAGAUUCCAAGUGGGGGAAAGAUCACCACAUGUGAGUCCCCUCUGGCGCCUGCUGAAGUGGCUGGAGAGGUGUCAGGGCUCCUCCACUACGCAGUAAUGAAGAGGGAUGAAAUGGCACCUCCGUAGCCCCAGCAGCAGCAGCAGCAGGUCAGCUGGGAGGAUUUGGCUGAGCAAUGUGCRUAUGGAUACCGGCAGCACCUGUGCAGUUCACAGUCUCUCUCCUCCAGAAGCAAAGGUGGUCCCACCUGGCCUCCUGGACACUUCUCUGCAAUCUGAGAACUGCUGGAUUAAUAGGACAUGGAGGGCUGAGGCCAUGGGAGGGAACCACCUUCUGAAAAUAUAAUUUAUGUUUAUAAUUAUUUUUACUGAAAUCCCUGAAAGGCAAAGUGGCUGUCUUGUUAGCAACAAAUUCCAUCAACUUCUAAGAAGUUACUCGAGUCUAUUAAUUUCAAAUGCAUCUACUUUUUUUUCAUGUCUUAGUUUAUGCAUCCCCAGGUUGGAAAAGUGAAGGACUCAGGAGGCAGCAGCGGGAACUCAGGUUGUUCAAGAGCUGUGCAGUGAGAGCCUCAGACAUUGCAAGCUGAACAGAGGGAAAAAGGAGAUCCUCAAGAAUGAUAAAUGAGUUGGUACCUUACAAAAGCUCAAAGAUGUUAGCAGYUUGAAAAAUUCUAGUGUUCACUUUGCUUUCUCUAAAUGCUGUUCAUUGAUUAAUAGUGCCAAGGGUUAGUAAUCCUUGGUAUCAUUGUUCUUCAUAAACAGAAAUAAAACAGCUGACUUUUAAAAUAAGUAUGAUUCGAGGUUCAUUAGCCAAAGGAAUCAAAAUAAUAUCUUCUAAAUUURACAAGAUCUUUUCUUAACAAUUCAUUGCAAAUCUGUUUGCAUGUCUUCAAUAGAAGUGUUUGUUAUGUAGAAUUGUAAGGAAUAAUGUUGAGAAAUGGAUGAGAAAWCAUUUUAUCUCCUUAGCAUGUGUAAGUUUUUCUCUAAAGGAAAAUUCUUGCCAUUAAUACACUUUUGCUGCUGUACUUAGCAAUGGAGCAAAGAUUAGUGAGUGAAAUAUUUCAAGGAUUUAGGACCAUACUUAUAGCUGUGUGGCUUUAUUAAAGUGCCAUUACCUGUUUGUAGCAGAUGCUGAACUGUGUGGAUAAAGUUAUACUCAGGCAAAACACAACAUAAUGCUCAACCACUGCAGAUCCCUGCUGUUUUCCCUAGGUCUGUGCCUCCUCCUCCUCCUUGUGCGAGCUGGGUGCUGGCAUGAGAGGGUUGGUGGCAUUGCCCCCUUCCUCAGUUCCCCCUUGCAUGUUCUGCUCUGCUCUGAUCAUGCUGGACCUCGCAUGGGCUGUGGGACCUGGGGGUGUGUGUGUGUGRCUUCACUGCAGCUGGGGUUUAGCUUUGUGGGACCCAUCUGCAGCCUCUGGGAUCCCAAAGAAGGCUGCUCCUGGUUUGUUGGGUUGUCUUGAGUCAGCUCUGAACCCUCUCAAGCAAAGCAGAAUCUGCUCCACAUGAUAUGCAUGUGCCAGGGAGGGCAAGGCUUGAGAUGGCAGCACCUGGCACGGCAGAGCAGGAGUGGCUGUGCUGUGGGAUAGUUGRGAUGUGGGAAUCCAUGACAGUCCCCCAAAGCAGAAGCUGAGGUCCCACAGAAAGAGGUAAUAUCAUUCUGACUAUUGGGUUCCAGUUGUUCUGAAGCAUGGUGUCUUGACAGCAUGGUGCUCUUGCAUAAUGUGUGUUCAAGGGUGUUACAGAAAAUAAACCUGAAAAUAAAACAGAAAGGAACUAGUGCAUAUUUGGGGUCAGUCCUGUUUUCUCUGUACUACUAUUACUUUGUAAUGUAGAGGAUUUUCCACUUGCAAAUUCACUUCUGAGGAGCUCAAUUACUUUUCCUAAAGAAGUAUAUGAGGUAAUUACUUAAUUUCUUCUUUAAUUGGAUAAAAUACUUAAUUAUAAUACAAUUUUUUCCCUAGGUUUUUCUUGAACCUAAAGUAUUUCUUUCCUAAAGCGUUUCUUGAAUUUUAAGCAAGGAAAGAUCUUUCAGCAAGGUGYGAUUUUACAGAAACUAAAGGUUUUGUUAUUCAGGCUGAAAUUUCCCACUGUGUUUUUAAGUGGWAACAAGUGGUUUUAACCCAGAGGAAGGUGGAUUUGGUAGCAGAAUCUUGAGUUUUGGCCAGGCACAGAAGCCAAUGUAUAUAUGAAAACAGGUGAAAUAUUGCCAAGACUUGCUGUUACACUUCUUCUACCAAUGGAGCUUUUGAAUACAGCCAUUGAAGUGUGAAAUAACAACAGCUCAGCACACAAUACUAGCAAGUAUGGCACUGCUUUGUCACCUUUUAGAAAUGAUUUUAACAUYUUAGUGUAAAGCUAACAAUCCAACCAAGAACCUGAAAGGAGCUGUUAGUUUAGCUGACAGCUAAACUAUUUACUAUUUAGCACUAACUGACUGUAAACCAGAAGAAUUGCCUCAAAUAAAUUGAGCGAUUUAUGUGUUUAGGAGCCUCAUAAUAAACAAAUUAAAUUGAAACUGAGGGCUACAUUAUUGAAAGAUGUUUGUUUAGGUACACUGGUUCAGUAUGAAAAAAAUAUUAUCCAUUU
This is a messenger RNA of Malurus melanocephalus (red-backed fairy wren), 24211 nucleotides long. RefSeq names its product fem-1 homolog C (gene FEM1C). Gene Ontology annotation, molecular function: protein binding. NCBI's taxonomy places the organism in Eukaryota, Metazoa, Chordata, Aves, Passeriformes, Maluridae. The transcript has 2 exons. The record is from RefSeq and is a predicted model, not a curated record. The coding region runs from base 47 to 1900 and encodes 617 amino acids.